GCGUCUAGUGCCUGAUGUAUACUGACUGCAUGCAUGCCCUGCUGGAGUGGGGAGAGAGGAGAGAGAGGAGAGAUGGCGGAGGUGAAAGUAAAGCAGGAGAACGUGGAGGCUGGGGAAAUAGAGAACAGGAUCAUAGAGCUGUGUCAGCAGUUUCCUCAUGGAAUCACAGAUCAAGUUAUUCAGAAUGAGAUGCCUCACAUUGAACCCAAGCAGAGGGCCAUGGCUAUCAACAGACUACUGUCAACGGGCCAACUGGACCUGCUGAGAAGUGGCACAGGUCUUCUGUACAGAAUGAAGGAUACUCAGACAGCUGGUAAAAUGAAGGGUUCUGACAAUCAGGAGAAAUUGGUCUACCAGAUUAUAGAAGAUGCUAGCAAUAAAGGUAUAUGGACCAGAGAUAUAAGAUACAAAAGUAAUUUACCACUGACUGAGAUCAACAAAAUUCUAAAGAACCUGGAAAGUAAGAAACUAAUUAAGGCUGUCAAGUCAGUAGCGGCUUCUAAAAAGAAAGUUUACAUGCUGUAUAACAUACAACCUGAUCGAUCUGUGACAGGGGGAGCCUGGUACAGUGACCAAGAUUUUGAAUCUGAAUUUGUAGAAGUGCUAAAUCAGCAAUGUUUUAAAUUCUUACAAACCAAGGCAGAGGCUGCACGGGAUGGCAAACAAAACCCAAUGAUACAGAGAAACAGUUCAUUUGCUUCGUCCCAUGAAGUUUGGAAAUACAUCUGUGAGUUGGGAAUUAGUAAGGUUGAAUUGUCUAUGGAGGAUAUUGAAACCAUCUUAAACACUUUAAUUUAUGAUGGGAAAGUAGAAAUGACCAUAAUUGCAGCAAAGGAAGGAACGGUUGGGAGUGUGGAUGGACAGAUGAAGCUUUAUAGAGGAAUAAACCCUGUUAUACAGCCAGCAGGCUUAGUGCGCACACCUUGUGGCUUGUGCCCGGUGUUUGAUGACUGUCAUGAAGGUGGCGAAAUUUCUCCAUCCAAUUGUGUCUAUAUGACUGAAUGGCUGGAAUUCUAAGUGGUAGUUUCUGCUUUACUCCAAUCUUCUGCCGAAUUCUGCAAUAAAAGUCAGCAUUUCCAACUAUGAGCAGGAAGAUGCACUGAAUGACCUACCUGCGCUGACCAUCUGUAGAUUGAAAUCAAACUCAAAGCAUCGGAGGAGUGGGACCAAAGACAAAUAUUCUACAUCCAUGUUUUUUGCUCUUCGAAAUCUAGGCAUGUUUCAGAACAUGAACGAUUAGAAAUAUAAAUAAUUGCUGAAAUUGCACUGGACGCCCCGGCAUGACAGACUGUAUAAGAUGUACUAAAUAUAUUUAUUGCGGUUAUUUUAGCAUAUUAUGGACUUUAUUUCUGUAAUGUGCGUGAAAUUGACAACUUUUUAAAAGUUUAUGUAACAGGA
Pelobates fuscus (common spadefoot toad) is the source of this 1398-nucleotide messenger RNA. It is a transcript of the gene POLR3F, whose product is annotated as RNA polymerase III subunit F. Gene Ontology annotation, cellular component: RNA polymerase III complex. The coding region runs from base 34 to 1017 and encodes 327 amino acids. NCBI's taxonomy places the organism in Eukaryota, Metazoa, Chordata, Amphibia, Anura, Pelobatidae. The record is from RefSeq and is a predicted model, not a curated record. The transcript has 9 exons. Gene Ontology annotation, biological process: transcription by RNA polymerase III.